Messenger RNA from Pocillopora damicornis (cauliflower coral), 567 nucleotides. RefSeq names its product melanopsin-B-like. Lineage: Eukaryota; Metazoa; Cnidaria; Anthozoa; Scleractinia; Pocilloporidae. Gene Ontology annotation, cellular component: membrane. Gene Ontology annotation, molecular function: G protein-coupled receptor activity. The record is from RefSeq and is a predicted model, not a curated record. Gene Ontology annotation, biological process: G protein-coupled receptor signaling pathway.
AUGUCAGAAAUGGGACUGAGGAUUCACAAGCAACAGAAGAACUUAGCGAACAGGUCUAUUACGCAAUUGCCAGCGUCUCCUUUUAUUACCAUGGUUACCGCAUACGGCUCUAUCUACCGCAACGUGAAAAGAAUGACUCAAACUGCGCAUAAUAUUUGGGGAGAGUACGCUGCUCAAACUUUAGAAACUAUUUUAGCAGAAUCAAGAACCGCUCGAAUGGCAUGCAUUAUGUCAUUUUGUUUCUUAUUUGCAUGGACACCGUAUGCUGCUGUAUCACUUUAUGCCAUCAUACGAGCACCGGAGCCUGCCAUAUCUCCCUUGAUGGCCACCUUACCCGCUCUUUUUGCUAAAACAGCCCCGUGUUAUAACCCGCUUAUUUACUUCUUGCUGUUUAAGAAAUUCCGCUCCAGUCUCAGAAAAGUGCUGAGGCCAUUACCAAUCUGCAGGCGCUUUUUGAGACAAGAAUCAAGUGGCGGAAAUAUGGAGGUGAUCUCACGUUUAACAGCUUCUGAUGAUAAAGAGAACACCAGCAAGCCUAAUGAAGUAUUACCAAGACAGGUUCAAGAU